AUGGGACCUCUUAAGCUUAUACUGCUGAUCAUCUUUAUCAGGGAAUCCAGCGAAGAGAUUUCUGAUCUUGGAGUUGUUAUAAGGGUCACACAGAACGGUUUCACAUACGCUGCGAAUACAGUUUUGGAACAUUUGAAGAAACUGAAUCUUUCGGCAUUCAGCAUACCUUCAAUAAACAUUACAACAAGCCAUGUCAAUUAUUCCAUUCAAAACUUAACAUAUACAGAUUAUUCCGAUCUGGACGCAUCUGUUGCCAUUCAAGAAAGUGGAUUGAACGUAUCGAUCAAAACUAUCUCGGUAAAUGCACAUGGGAAAAUAGAAUGUCGCGACAAAGAUACAAGAAAUGUACAGUCCUGUGGGCUAACAAUGACGAUCUCGGGAUCAGGAAAUUUCCUAGCGUACAUAGGGAAUACUACAAAGGGUAGAUUUGAUGUGUGGGUGAAACAGGAAAAGGACAGCUGCAUCAUUCCUCCGCCAAAUCUUACGAUGAAAUACACAGGAUGUCGAAAACCUGAAGAGGCCUUAUGUGCGGCAAAUUCCACGGAACUCGUAGAAAAAAUUAAAAAGGAACGAUUCAGCGAGGCUGAGAUGUGUACAUUAUUACGUUUCUAUUUCUUUACGAGAGGCAACAAAGAAAUGAACAAUAUUAAUUUGACACCAAGGAUAGGCAACACAACAUUUAUCGGAGACCUCCGGUUGCAGGAGGAGCCAAAAUAUGAGUCCAGAUUUGUAAAUUUUUAUCACAAGGGUGAAUUGCUAUGGUAUCCAACCUUGGAGGAAUAUUACAAUCGGAAAACAGUCAAUUAUACUCUGCAUAAUGACUCAUCAAAAAUGGUAUACAUAUGGAUCUCUAAAGAUGUAGUUCAGAAUUUGUUCAAAGGUGUUCAAACUCAUGGGAUGUUAUGCUACACUAUUACCCCAGAGAAGCUUGGUCCAGGAAAUCCGGGAUUGAAUAUUUCAUGUUCCAAGGGUGUUUGUGUAGGACGUCUAGUGCCAGAGCUAGAAGAUAAAUAUCCAAAUCAAUAUAUGGAUUUGGACAUCUACAGUUUGGAAACACCAGACGUGACAUUUGAGAAGAAUUUGGCUGUUUUGAAGUUCUGUGCAGUUAUGUUUAUAUACAUUCGAAAUCCAAUGGAUAAAAUGCCUAAUCGUACAGUGAUUGCCAAAUUGGAUGGUAGUCUUGAUAUACGAAUCAAAAUUUUUAUGAAAGAUUCACUUUUAUGUGGGGAAGUCGUGGCUUUUGAGCCAUAUUUGGAAAAUAUGGAUACAACUAUCCAUGACUUUGAU
This is a messenger RNA of Saccostrea cuccullata (small rock oyster), 1287 nucleotides long. RefSeq lists its product as uncharacterized. The record is from RefSeq and is a predicted model, not a curated record. The annotation marks the transcript as partial. The transcript has 12 exons. Gene Ontology annotation, molecular function: lipid binding. NCBI's taxonomy places the organism in Eukaryota, Metazoa, Mollusca, Bivalvia, Ostreida, Ostreidae.